AUGCACAUACUCAAUGCUCCAAGCACCAAAAGUCUGAAGUAUGCGAUCCGAUCUGGUCUCAUCAAGAACUGUCCUUUCACCAAAGAAGCGAUCAAUCAUGCUGAAGCAAUCUUUGGACCUUAUGCCUCUAGAUUGAAAGGCAAGUCAACAAGACCAACUCCGAAGAAGACGUACGACGACUUCUUCAGUCCACCAGAGGAAUUGUAUCAACAUAAUCGAUCUAUUACCGUCUUUAUUGAUCACACGGAGAUUGAGAAUGCUAAGUUUCUCACCUGCAUUGAUACCACUGUGCGUUAUCGCUCAUGUAUUCCCAUGCAGAACCUGAAGACUGACCCUGUAUUUGAAGCAUUGGAUAAGAUAUUCCGCCGCUACAACAAGGCAGGCUUUCAAGUCAAGACAAUCAAGAGUGAUCGGGCUUUCAUUCCUCCGACGGAUGAUAUGCUAGACAAUAUGGGUGCUAUUGACCCAACUGCAGCUGAAGACCACGAACCUACCGCUGAGCGAAACAAUCGGACGCUGAAGGAAAGAGUCAGAGUAGCUCUUGCACAAUUACCCUACAAAGUGGUCCCAAAGGUGAUCACUGAAUGUCUUGGACGUCAAGCCGCCGAGCUAAUGAAUGUCUUUCCCCAGAAAGACAGUAUCUCAUCACAAUUCAGUCCGCAGCAAACUCAUUGA
Molecule: messenger RNA, 675 nt
Organism: Cylindrotheca closterium
Lineage: Eukaryota; Bacillariophyta; Bacillariophyceae; Bacillariales; Bacillariaceae
Source: the annotation of a GenBank genome assembly